Chilo suppressalis (striped riceborer) is the source of this 1772-nucleotide messenger RNA. Lineage: Eukaryota; Metazoa; Arthropoda; Insecta; Lepidoptera; Crambidae. The record is from the annotation of a GenBank genome assembly.
ACAGAACAAUAUAUCUGACAGUUUGCUGAGCUGAAGCUACAAGUGGUGAAGCUAUUGUUAGUUUAUUUUAUUUUAUCACAAGGUAUUAUUUUCAAAUGAAUACAAAAAAGUGAAUAAUAUCAGUUAAUUUCAUAAGUAGAUACUUUUAUCCCGUUAGAUUUUACUCUGACCGCGGUAGUUUUCAAGAGGACUACAAAUAUGGACCCUCAAGAUCAGCUGGAGAUGAAGUACAACUCAGGUUCUGAAGUUGGAGGCUUGGAACUGUGUAUAGUGUGUGGUGAUAGAGCAUCUGGUCGACAUUAUGGAGCAAUAAGUUGUGAAGGAUGCAAAGGUUUCUUCAAGCGUUCUAUCAGAAAGAAGCUCGGCUACCAGUGCCGUGGCAGCAUGAACUGUGAGGUGACGAAGCAUCAUCGCAACCGGUGCCAGUACUGUCGUCUGCAGAAGUGCCUCGCUUGUGGCAUGAGGAGUGACUCGGUCCAGCACGAACGCAAGCCCAUUGUGGACAAGUGUAAGGGCGAGGCGAGGGACGGACUGCAUGAGCGGCAAGCUGCUUACAAUAAGCUGCUUGGGCUCGGGCAACAGGGACAGAUCAAUCCUAAGGAGGAGCCUAGUGAUGCAUUCGGAGCAGUAUCUCCCGCAGCGCCCGCUAUUAAUUUUGCACUGGCAGCCGCCGUCGCAUUCAACAAAACCAACCCAGUGCCUGGGUACUUGGGCGGUGCCGGGGAAGCAGACGGCGCUCGUCGCCAGCACCUGAUGCUGCACACGCAACUCGCCAAGAACCUCUUCAAGAUGGGCCAGUUCGGUGCGAUUAAUGAGUACUUACAAUCUGCGUACGGCGCGACUCCACCUGAAGUGCCUUUGUCAGCUUUACACGCCGCCGCCGCUGCGGAGACUCAACAAACAGACGCAGUAACCGACGCGGACCCCAGUAUCCUCUGCACUCCGGAAUCUCUCCAGUUAUCAUUAGUUCUGCCGUCUCCCGCGCCGCCCCAUCUCCGUCUACACGCGGUGUGUGAAGCCGGGGCGCGAAUACUAGCGGCCACGGCGAGGUGGAUGAGGGCGGUGCCCGUAGCUGCUCAAUUACCGUUUGAAAUCCAAGUGACUCUAUUGAAGAAGUGUUGGCCCGAGCUGUUCGUGUUGGGCUUGGCGAAGUUCUCGCAGGCAUUGUCUCUGUGCUCGUUACUGCCUCUGCUGGUGAGCCAUCUGCAGACCGUGCUGAGGGACCGGGGCGGACCCGACAGUUUGGACCGGACGGAGUUAGUGCAACCCGAGAUAACAGCCGCGGACUAUUCCGACGAGCGUAUAGCCGAAGUGGGCAGCAUGCUGUCACGCUUGCAGCAGUUCCUGGCCUUUGUAGAACAACUGCGACUCACGGAGAGGGAGCAUGCCCAUCUACGGGCACUGUGUCUGUUCUCACCAGAUGGCGUGCCAGAUUUCCUAACUCGCAAGCUGCAAGAGUACCAGAUAAAGGUGCUUCGGUCCCUGAAAGCUUCCUGUCAACCUGAAGAGGAGCGUCUGGCAACACUGUUACUGCAGUUGCCAGUGUUGAGGACUUUCACCGGGUCAUUCUUGGAGGAUGUGUUCUUCGUAGGAUUCGUGGGAGACGUCAGUAUAGACGAUGCUGUGCCUUAUCUGUUGAAUGCGGAACGUUGAGAUAUAACACUCAUAGAAGAUUGGUGCUUAAGUAUAGUUUUUAUUAUAAUAACUAUUGAACUUAAUUCAAUGUGCCUUACUCCAAGGCGAGAUUCCUUCCAUUUAGUUGUAAGAAUAUA